AUGGAUGGUACGAUCAUCGUUACCGGCGCCAACGGUGGCCUAGGCUCCGCCAUCGUCUCUCAGAUUGUGCAGUUGCCUGAAUACUCGGCGCUUCACGGGAUCUAUACUGUUCGCGAUACAGGCACGUCUGCAGGCCUGAAAGCAAUGCUCGACCGCGACGGUCGACAUGAAGAGCAGAAUCAGCACCAAAUCCUAGGGCUGGAUCUGUCCCGGCUCUCCGACGUUCGACGUUUCGCCGCCGAAGUGAACGCGCUGGUUGCUGAGGGGAGGCUGCCACCCAUACGAGCUCUGGCGCUCAACGCUGGGUUUCUAGAACAGGCCGCGCAAACGAUGAGCGACGACGGUCUAGACAUGAGUUUCCAGGUAAACUACUUGGCUCAUUUCCUGCUGACGGUCCUCUUGCUGCAGAGUAUGGACCGGAGGAAGGGUCGAAUCCUGGUGACAGGAAGCUGGCUGCACGAUCCGGAUGACGCAAGGUUUGAUGGCGCAGCCAUUUUCCCAGAACAGUAUCGCCCAAUCCUGAAAGAAGGGGUACGGCCGCUUGCCCAGGGCAGCUGGGGCGGAACGGAUGGCUGGGCCGGGCGUCGCCGCUAUGGAGCUUCCAAACUCUGCGAAGCAAUCAUGGUAAUGGAGCUCCAGCGUCGUCUCGACCGUGACCCCAUCCUUAGGGACAUUAGCGUUAUGGGCCUCGAUCCUGGCGGCAUGCCGUCUGGUAUCAUGCGGCGCACAUCGUUCCUCGAGAGCACAGUCAUCAAUUACCUUGCAGGAAAUGCACUGGCGCCCAUCAUGACCUGGCUGUGGCCGAACGGUCAACUUCGGACCACGGCCAAGUCCGCGUCUGAUGCUUUGCGGGCGCUCUUUGAGGACAACGCUUGGGGAAACCACCCCAAGGCAGUGUAUCUGAACGGAUCUGAAGUCUCAGAUGUGAGCGUCGAGGCAAAGGACCUGAAGACUGGGACAGCGCUGUGGCGAGAGAGCGUAGCUCUUGCGCGCAUCGUUGCUAGCGACACGAAGCUGGUCGAGUGGAGCUGA
Messenger RNA from Akanthomyces muscarius, 1032 nucleotides. RefSeq lists its product as uncharacterized. The transcript has 3 exons. The record is from RefSeq and is a predicted model, not a curated record. NCBI's taxonomy places the organism in Eukaryota, Fungi, Ascomycota, Sordariomycetes, Hypocreales, Cordycipitaceae. Bases 1 to 1032 code for a protein of 343 amino acids.